CCUAGCACCGUAACAGAUAACGAACCGCCGCAAAACAAGGUGGUCCCACCGACGCCAUCGACGCGACACUGGCCCAGCUCCAUGCCGUCGCUGUGACAAGGCAAGACUAACGUACCGAACAAUUACCCUCUUCCUCUAGAAGACGCGGAAGACCUUCUUCACGUUGAGCGCCUCGUUCACCGACGGCUCGUGCGUGAGCACGUUGAAGCGCACCGUCUUCGUGAGCGGCCGGCACUGGCCCACGGUCACGAUGUCGCCCUCCUUGACGUUCUCGAAGCAGGGCGAGACGUGGACCGACAUGUUCUUAUGUCUCUUCUCGAAACGGCCUGCGUGGAAUGGACGGUGAGGAAUACUGGCCGGAUCACGAGAGCGCCCCGCUCGCGUUGCGGCGGUGCCAUUGACGCCAUCGACGCGACGCCUCGACGUCGUCGUCGGCGGAAAUGGGCGGUUAAGACGCGGUAGCAGUACGGUACUUGCCGCACCAGUUCAGGUAGUCCCGGCGGAUGACGACGGUGCGCGUCAUUUUCGUGGAGAUGACCAUACCCUUCAGGAUGCGUCCUCUAAUAGAAACGUUGCCCGUGAAGGGGCACUUCUUGUCGACGUACGAGCCCUCGAGCGCGAGCUUGGGGGUCUUGAAGCCGAGGCCGACGUUGCGGACAUACCUCAAACCCUUCUUGCUCUUCUUCGCGAGCGUGCGCUUGCGGCCGAGGAACACGGCGUCCUGCUUCUGGUACGCCUUCUCGGUCUGAUCGGCUUCCCGAUGAGCCUGCGGCAUAUUUGUCGUCUCAGCCGCGCGGCGUCUCCGUGCGGCGUUCGACCUGCGUUCGAGAAGGGUGAAUGUGACGGUUGUGAGGAGCGCGUAUUGCCGCGGCGGCCUCUCGUCGGCUGGCGUCGGGUCCAGCGGCACGGCGGGCCCGCGCGCUGCUCGCUUGGCGGUGCUCAAGCAGUCAGCGAGAGAGGCCGCUUAUUAGCCCCGCCGCGACUCGCGCGGCCUCGAUUUUUUCUCCACCGCUGGCUCAAUCACUUCUAAUAGCGUACGCAACUUCUGUCGACACGGCAAUGCACGAUGAGCGAGCUAGGCUGCAAUUAAGCCCGUCUCCAAAAUGC
Molecule: messenger RNA, 1107 nt
Organism: Pelagomonas calceolata
Lineage: Eukaryota; Pelagophyceae; Pelagomonadales; Pelagomonadaceae
Source: the annotation of a GenBank genome assembly